GGCGAACUCUCGCGUUUCUUCACUCUCUGAGUCUGAGGGGGUUUGGAGUUGAAUGUUGUAGCCUUGUAGGUGAUUGAUCGAUGGGUAACACAUCUUCCAUGCUCACACAGUACGACAUUGAAGAAGUUCAACAACACUGCAAACACGCAUUUACUCAGCAAGAGAUCGUUUCUCUUUACCAGCGUUUCUGUCAGCUUGAUCGCAACAACUGUGGUUUCAUUCCUUCCGAUGAAUUUCUCUCCAUUCCCGAAUUCGCCGUCAACCCUCUCUCUCAGAGUUUGCUGAGAAUGCUGGAUGGCUUUAACUUCAAGGAAUUUAUAGCUUUCUUGUCUGCAUUCAGUCCACGUUCUACUCUCCAACACAAAAUUGAAUUUAUUUUCAAGGUUUAUGAUACGGACUGCAAUGGAAAAGUUAGUUUUGAUGACAUGUUGACGGUUUUGAGGGAUUUGACUGGGCAAUAUAUGUCUGAACAUCAAAGAAAGGAAGUUCUGGCACAGGUCCUUGAGGAAGCUGGUUAUACAAAGGAUUCUUUCUUAGUCUUGUCUGACUUCAUGAAGAUUCUUGGCAAUUCGGAUUUGAAGAUGGAAGCAGAGGUUCCCGUGGAUUAGAAUGAGGAUAGAAAUUUCCCUAGUGUAUAAUAUACCCACAAAAAAUCUCUCUGUCAUGCCUUACUUUGGGUUUGAUGAGGGAGAUUUUUUAUUCUCUCUUUUCUUCCUCAGUGUGAAUGAUAGUAUAUGUUGAUUGCAAAACAAAAACUUGGGUGAUAAGACAACUGCAUUCGACGCUGUUUAUUUCUAUUUAGAAAUAAUGUUUGAAGUAAAUAUGAUUUUUUUAGCUAUUGGUGUGGCAACUAUUGAGUUUCGUAUGACGUUUGAAUAGUUGACAAUAUUUACUUUUUUGAACUCUAGUAAUGAUUGGAAGGUUUCUGUAAAAUA
Messenger RNA from Medicago truncatula (barrel medic), 935 nucleotides. RefSeq names its product calcineurin subunit B. The record is from RefSeq and is a predicted model, not a curated record. Bases 81 to 608 code for a protein of 175 amino acids. The transcript has 6 exons. Gene Ontology annotation, molecular function: calcium ion binding. Lineage: Eukaryota; Viridiplantae; Streptophyta; Magnoliopsida; Fabales; Fabaceae.